Thlaspi arvense is the source of this 1544-nucleotide messenger RNA. The record is from the annotation of a GenBank genome assembly. NCBI's taxonomy places the organism in Eukaryota, Viridiplantae, Streptophyta, Magnoliopsida, Brassicales, Brassicaceae.
GAUAAUCGUAGUAUAUCAACAAAUUUUAUAUUAUCUCUUUUUAAGCAAAAGGUUUUUUUAUUUAAUCGAGAAGGGCGUCGCACUGUAUAUAUAUAUUAGGACAAAAACGAAAGCAGAGCCGUGGAUGAAAUAGCCAAAAGUCCUUGAGAGAAAAAGACACACCAACCAAAAUUUGUCGUCAGUGUGCUCAAAAGCUUUCUUUGCUUAAACGUGCACACUUCACUCGUCUUGGAUCCUUUUCCGCUUUUCUCAGGUUUUCGUUUUCUCCGCUCUCUUGUGUUUUAUGCUCAAAAUUGAUUCCUUCACUGUUUGAUUGCAAUUGUUCUUACAGAUCUAUAUUUUGUGGCUUUUUUUUUUUAAUUUAAUCCCCACAUAGAAAAGCGAUCAAUUUUUCUUCUCCGAUCUACAUCAUCGUCUAACACUGCUAUUAAAUUUUCAGCUUUUUGUUCUUUUUUUUUUUUUUUUCUGAGAAUGCUAUGCUUUCUGUAAUUCGCUUUUUGAUUUUCGAGUUGCUUUCGAUUUUUGGGCUCUGGGUAGUGUUUAGCAUAAAUUCUAUAUCUUUCGGGUCACACGAAAUUGCGGGAUAAUCCAGUUAUUUAGCCUCCACGCGAAGAAAAAAUGGCGUCGGCGAACAGAGAGAUGGCUGUUUACUGCUUCGACACUUUGGUCUCUCACUACAACAACGAAGAGACUCCACCACCUGCCUUUGACGAGGCCAAUCAUCCAUUGUUUGUGACGUGGAAGAAGAUAGUGAAUGGUGGGGAGCCUCGAUUGCGUGGAUGUAUUGGUACACUGGAAGCACGCCGCUUGAUCAGUGGCUUCAAGGAUUACGCCUUGACGAGUGCCUUGAGAGAUCGUAGGUUCCCACCGAUACAACCCAAAGAACUGCCAUUUCUGCAAUGUACAGUGUCUGUCCUGACUAAUUAUGAAACUGCAGAGGAUUAUCUUGAUUGGGAGGUCGGAAAGCAUGGUAUCAUCAUUGAGUUCACUGACCCCGUGACUAAUGCAAAGCGAAGCGCCACAUAUUUGCCUGAGGUGCCAUCUCAAGAAGGGUGGACAAAGAUAGAGGCGAUAGAUUCGCUGGUGCGUAAAGCAGGAUACAACGGUGAGAUAACGGAAUCAGUGCGUAGGCGGAUCCAUCUAACACGAUACCAGAGUACGUUAUUCACCAUGCAUUACAGCGAGUACCUUUCUUACGUUAAGGCCACGAGAGGCCUUGUCCCUGCUAUUAACGGGACCAUCAAGCCCGUCACGUCCUUGUCCUGAUUCAUUUGCACCGUGUGAAACCAUUGCCAUUGAUUCUGUUUGGGCAAAACUCAUCCUAAUUUAUCGUUGUUUAUGUGAUUCGAAAAAAUGUCUGCCUCUGAUUUGGGCUGUUUCACAUUUUGUAUCAACAAUUAAUUAAAUCAAAGGAACCCACUUUGAUCCUCUCAGUCUAAUCUAAUCUCUUGAAAGAAGAAGAGUUUUUGAUCAUUUGUUGAUUCGGUUUUAGUUUGUUGACUCCCUUAUUAAAAAUCUAAUAAAAAUAAAUUCGAGUUUGCAAA